Molecule: messenger RNA, 2628 nt
Organism: Orbicella faveolata
Lineage: Eukaryota; Metazoa; Cnidaria; Anthozoa; Scleractinia; Merulinidae
Cellular component (GO): nucleus
Molecular function (GO): RNA binding
Source: RefSeq, a predicted model, not a curated record
UCGUGUUUUAUCACAGUGUACUACACGGCUCAGGCUUCUUUAUUUGUUAAAUAGAAAUCUAGUACAUGUAAUUCCCAAAGUUUGUGUGUAUGGCUUGCAUUUUCCCAAAUUACUCCACUGGAAUGUUUGUUUGAGUUACAGUCUAUCUCUACCCUUUUAUAGCCACAGUAAAGUUGAUGGCUUAGCAGCUGCAAAGAAAUUAGUAGAAAAUCUUAUACAAACGGUCCAUACAGAAUACAAAGCAUUUGAGCAAACAAGGAGGCAACAUUAUGGAUAUUCACCUUACAUGAAUGCAGUUGGCAAUCCCGUCAAUAUGGGUCAGCCGUCUUCUGGGUAUCAGCCUCCAGCCUAUGGAUAUCCUCGGCCACCUCCACCUGGUAAUGGUUAUCCUCAGCCCACCCAGCCGCCAGCCACUCCACGAUACCCAUACAACCAUCCUCCUCAUGGAACACCACAACAGCCUCCACCUCCUCCAGUGCGGCAUGGUGUCCCACAUCCUUUCCCACCUCGCUAUGGUCCCCCUCCACCCCCAGUUGCCGGUUAUGGUAACCAUCCACCCCCUGUGAAUCCCACUCAUGGAGGACCAGCACCAUAUCAUGGCUUUCCUCCUGGCCCUCAACACCAGGCAGCACCUCCAAGUAGCCCACGCCCAUCUGGACCUCGUCCAGAAGUUCCUGUACAGGCCCCACCUGCUGCUCCUCUCCAGCCUCCUUCAGUAGGAAAUGAAUAUCGACCUGAAGUUCCAAGCUCAUCACCGAGUUACCAAGGGCAGUCGAAGGGAGAACCAGCGCAUGCUCAGGAGCCGCCUAAAAGAAAGUUUAAAGAAAAGAUUCCAUUUAAAGCUCCUUUCGCACAGCCGGAUCGUUUAACACCAAGAGGCUCAGGACAUCAGGACUCCUCCAUCUUAAAUCUAGGUGAAGCUGAAGCAGCCGAGGGCCAGAAACAGCCGUCACCGUUGAUGCCGCCUCCUCCAGCCCUUCCGGUCGUGAAAACUAAGCCCAAAGUUCGCGAGUUCGUAGCCCCGCUGCCUCCUAAAAGUGCCUUGCCUGCUACAGAGGCCUCCUCCCGGAGCAGACUAGCAACAGAUAAGCGAGAAGCUCCAUCUUUUUCACAACCCGCUGCUGUCACAAAGAAGCCAAAGACGGAGGAUAGCGUAGCAGUGAAGUCACCAGCCAUUGCAUCAUUAGUGGCAUACGGUGAAGGAGACUCGUCAGACGAAGAAGAGAGUCUUUCUACUGAGGAGAAACAAAGCGUGGUACAAAACAAACGUGACAGUCGACACGGGGCGACAAAACUACCAUUUUGGGCCGUGAGGUGAUAGUCUCCUUUGAAGCAAGAAUUGGGUUUCGCGGUUCGGAUUAUGGGCGUGGUGGUUGUGGGGUGGGAUCCAACUGUGCUUGAAAAACAGUUUCCGAUGAUAUCGUAUUUUCAUUAUCCCAUUGAAAAUGCAACAGCGCAAAAAUUAUUUUUUUCUAUCGUUAGACAGGUUUUGAGAGUGAGGUUUUUCUCAGGAGAAACUCUCCCAAUUGACUUCUCAACGGCGAAGUUGCAAAUGCAAUAUUGGACCACCAAGCUCUCCAAAUCACUUUAGAAUUAAUUCUCCACUUUCUGACUUCUCAAUAAUGGCCUUUUUGUUCUCAAAUGUCUCAUAAAUAAUCUUUUUCACAAUGGCCUACCCCCGAGCAAUUCAAAGUGUUCGCCUCUGACGGUGCCCUUGGUGAUUCUAAGCUCAAGAAUCCAGUCUUGACUAGUGUCGCUUUUGCAUACUGACGUUUCAAGCCUGAGUGUUUUAGAACAGGCUUGACAAUGGCAACAUCGGUCGUUUAAAACCUUAAACGACGGCGGCAACAAGGCAAUCCACCGGUUUCCAAAUUUUUACUUGGCUCCAAGUCUCAGGGAACACAACAAAAGAAAAUUUAUAAUUAAUUAUUUGUGUUUUGGCCUUCAUGUACAGUGGAAUCGCAUUUUUUCAAACCUCCAAAGGAAACGAAAAUUGGUUCAAGUUAGUUACCUAAGUUAGAUGUUUAACAAUUGUAACUUGGCUUCGAAUUCAAAACUUGGUGUUAUUUCUCACUCAAGCGAACAAUUGACUUCCAAUCAUUUCAUGCUAAACCGUGGAUUUAACGUGUGUUUAACUAUUCCCAUCUUCUGGUACUGGUGAUCUAACCCAGGCCCUCCGUCGUGGAGAACACCAGCGAAGGUGAGCCAAAAAAUGAGAGAGGUCUGGGGAAGAUUGUUUAGUUCAUUCUUCCCCAGUCCACUCUCUUUUUCACACGCCCAGUUUCUCUCGGUUCUCUUACCGUUUGGACAAACUAUAACGAGCAACCAAUAAUGUUUUAGUCUCUCACCGUCUUUGUCCCGUGAGUAAACUGGGUGAUAAGUCGUAUGAUUCAUUGCAGUAAACUAUUGUGUCUAUAAAAUGCAAACUUCUGAAUACCGUAUCAAAAUACAGCGCGCCAUUUUACGCCGGCGCGGAGUGCUGAGGUGAAAGGAACAGGAGUGUGUGUGCGCGAGGGUGUUGUGUGUUGUUUAUGAAAAACUUUUAUAAUUUGCGCGUAAUAGGAUUGAUAGCUAUGGAGUAUUCAAUACUGAUGAAGGUCACAAGAGAUAUAAACAAAUGAGCCACAG